This is a messenger RNA of Coffea eugenioides, 1160 nucleotides long. RefSeq names its product cactin-like. The record is from RefSeq and is a predicted model, not a curated record. Gene Ontology annotation, biological process: mRNA cis splicing, via spliceosome. Gene Ontology annotation, cellular component: spliceosomal complex; cytoplasm. NCBI's taxonomy places the organism in Eukaryota, Viridiplantae, Streptophyta, Magnoliopsida, Gentianales, Rubiaceae. The coding region runs from base 585 to 1160 and encodes 191 amino acids. The transcript has 7 exons.
AACCGGAAGACAGAAGGUUUCCUUCCUCUUUUGUCAUUGUCGGUCAAGUUUCUCUCCCCUCUAUCAGCCUCUUUCUUCUUCUGCAUUCCUAGCAAAACCUCCAAAACCUCCAUUAAAGAACUUGAAACGGCACCAGAAUGUCUGAUCGAAGUUUCGUGAAACUCUAAUCUACUUGGGGCCCUUCUAUAUCAAGGCAACCAUUUUGGGCCAGACGUAUAUAAUUUUGGGUAUUUUGCAUAUUUUAAAUCAGAGAAAGAUAUACCUGCUUGGCGGGUCGGACCCAGGUGCAAUUGACCCAUCGGCGGUGAAAUCUCAAUUGGGAAGGAGCAAAGUGAAGUUCGUCGGGCUGGAUUGUGAAAGGUGACGACGAACCUCAGAAGAGAGGGGGACUGGGGCUGCUUGUGGUGGUAGUGGCGGUCGGCGUCGUGGUGGUGAAGAAGAAGAGCGGUGAUGACACCAGUCCACCAGCCGUCCCUAGAGUAAUCAUCGACGACGUCGCCUAGGUCAAACUAGGGUUCAGAAGAAGGAGGGUCAGGAGGAAGAUUGGGCAUACCGGCACUUCAAUUGUCUCGACAACUGGUCUGAUGGGCAGCCAUAGGAGUAGCAGCAGCAGGUGGCGAAUAUCCUCAUCCAAGUCCAGUCUUAGACAUCAAAAGAAGAAGAAGAAAAUCACUGAGGAUGAUAUUGCCGAGUACUUGGCAAAGAAAGCUCAAAAAAGGGCAGCAAAAGUUGCAAAGAAAUUGAAGGCACAGAAUAUUUCUGGAUAUGGUAAUGAUUCAAAUCCAUUUGGAGAUUCCAAUCUAAAUGAAAGAUUUGUGUGGCGAAAGAAGAUUGAACAAGAUAUCACCCAAGGCAUGCCACUUGAAACAUUUUCAUUAAAGGCAGAGAAAAAGAGACAAAGAGAAAGAAUGGCAGAGAUUGAAAAGGUGAAGAAAAGAAGGGAAGAAAGGGCUAUCGAGAAGGCACAGCAUGAGGAAGAAAUGGCAUUAUUAGCAAGGGAACGUGCUCGAGCUGAAUUUCAAGACUGGGAGAAGAAAGAAGAAGAGUUCCAUUUUGAUCAAAGCAAGGUUAGGUCAGAGAUACGGUUGCGAGAAGAAUUGCUGUGUUCUCAUCCUAGGGCCAAAACAGUAACAACAGAGGUAGUUUCAAACGAAAAGUAG